CCUGGGACGAGGGAGGAAGUGGGAAAUAUGAGUGAGCUUGUAAGAACAAGAUCCCAAUCCUCAGAAAGAGGAAAUGACGAAGAGUCUUCCCAGCCAGUUGGAUCUGUGAUUGUCCAGCAGCUCGCUGAGGAAAAACGUCAAGAAGAAGAAGCACCAACUGAAAAUCAGGGUAUUGCCCCUAGUGGGGAGAUCCAAAAUGAAGGAGCACCUGCUGUUCAAGGGCCUGACGUGGAAGCUUUUCAACAGGAACUGGCUCUGCUUAAGAUAGAGGAUGAGCCUGGAGAUGGUCCUGAUGUCAUGGAGAGGACUCAGCCCACUUUUGAUCCCACUAAAGUGCUGGAAGCAGAUUCUUUGAAGGUAGUUCAGAUGCCAAAUGACUGCCUUACACACUAUUAG
Messenger RNA from Rhinopithecus roxellana (golden snub-nosed monkey), 396 nucleotides. Its product is annotated as putative G antigen family E member 3. Lineage: Eukaryota; Metazoa; Chordata; Mammalia; Primates; Cercopithecidae. The record is from RefSeq and is a predicted model, not a curated record. The coding region runs from base 28 to 396 and encodes 122 amino acids. The transcript has 5 exons.